Paraglomus brasilianum is the source of this 558-nucleotide messenger RNA. The record is from the annotation of a GenBank genome assembly. NCBI's taxonomy places the organism in Eukaryota, Fungi, Glomeromycota, Glomeromycetes, Paraglomerales, Paraglomeraceae.
AUGAAUCUGACCGAACAUUUCCAAUGCGGUGUGUGUGGAAAUCUAAAGCCCAACCCUCAAGAAGCACAGUGUUGUCACAAACUCUUUUGCCUCGACUGUAUCAAAUGUACCGAAGAUGACAAACACUGUCCAGCCUGUGGAGCAAACGCUAGCUUCUGCAACAAUGUUUUUGCAUCGAGAAUAAUCAACAUUAAGCUCAAGGAUGACAUCAGGCCUAGCAACAAUUCUUUACGAUCGCUGGUCACUUCGAUCAGUAAUACUAUUCGCCGUGCGUUUACUAAUACCAACAACUCCCAUUCUGAUACUAAUACGGAUAUCCCUGGCGCUUUUCCCAUCACCGUGUUAACUUUGAAUAACAAGAAAAUCGAUGUCAUUGUCGAGAAAAGUGACUCGAUCAAUAUUCUCAAGCUUAAGAUUGAACAAAAAGAUGGCACUCCUCCGCAAGACCAGCGUUUAAUUUUUCUAGGAAAACAACUAGAGGAUCACCUGGCCAUCUCGAACUAUAAUAUUGAGAAAGGCGUGACUGUGCAUCUCGUGCGUCGUUAUCAGGGUGGCUAA